Symbiodinium pilosum is the source of this 2754-nucleotide messenger RNA. Lineage: Eukaryota; Dinophyceae; Suessiales; Symbiodiniaceae. The record is from the annotation of a GenBank genome assembly.
AUGGCCAAGGGCAAACCAAAAGCCAAGCGCCUUCACAGCGCUGAUACUUUGUACAGGGGGCAAUCGUAUGUGGAAAAGGUGAAGGCUGAACCCAAGGAUCUGGAGCAGCAGCUGAAGGACCAUGAUGCGCAGGAGCAACUUUUAGCUCUACAAGCCGCUGUGCAAGCUCAGAAGUUAGCUGAAGAUACCCAGAUUGAUGAUGCUGCAGCAGCGUCUGAUUCUGUUCCAGAGCCAAAGCCCAGCCCUCGCAAGCGUCGCCCCCGAAAAGCUAAGAGUUCCAAGAAGUUGGUUCUAGAGGGAAAUCCUGAUGCAGAGCCUAGGGGCAGCCAGGCCUCUCCCAACAACGCUGUGAAGCCCGCAGCUUUGCUGGCUUUGCCUGCGCCAGCUGUUGCUGAAACUUCCGAAAUCCCUAAGGACCCAGUGCGGCCCAGCCCGAACCAGGUUCCCAAACCCCUGGAGCCAUCCCCUGAAGAGAUCGCCUUGCAGUCUGCGCCAACCCAGGUAUUGGAUGCACCCGUCCCUGAUGAGCCAGAGAAGCUGAAUGCCCUAGAUUUGCAGUCCUCACCGAAGCAGGUUCCCGAACCACAUGAGCCAUCCCCUGGAGAGAUCCCCUUGCAGUCCUCACCGAAGCAGGCUAACCCAUCAGCGGAAGCAUCCCAGAUCAAUGGUGUGGGCGGUGACACAUCCCCUGAGAAGUUCCCAGUUGGCCCCAGUGCUGCAGCCAGUUUUGGGGUUCCUCUGGACCCGUACUACUAUGACCCGAACAAAGAGGAUGCUCAAAACCCCUUUGUGAAGGAGAACACGAGGUCAUCUUUGAUGCUGCGUGGCACAGCUUCAAAUGUGGAUGUGGUAUCGCCGAAUCGGCCGAGAUCUAUAAACUUCGAUGAUGUUAUCCUAGAUGCCCCUGAAAGCCUUCCCUUCAUGAAGUCGCUGAAGGAGUCCCCUCACAAAACCCCUGAAGAGCCGGAGAUGCGGAACUACUUUGCAAAAUUUCUUCUAGACCAGCCUUCAACACCAAAGACUGAGGGGAAAUUGAAGGUUGCCAAAAUGGAUCGAUACGACACCGGUGCAAUUUCUCCUACGGAGACCGAGAAAUCCGAGCUGAGCCCUGCAAAGCCCGAGAAAAGGCAGAGCCAGCAGCUCUUCAACAAGUAUGAUGCGAAGCUACGCAGAAUGUGCAAAGAGAACAAGAAGAAAUCCCGUGAAGUUCCCGAGUCCAUUCAUAAAUUGUGGGUCAAGGGGGGCGUUUCCCGACGGCAGCUUGUCAAAGUUCUCGUUGAAUGCGAAGGAGACAAGGAUGCAUUCACCCAGCGUGUGCUUCAUCAGUUCAAGCAAGUCCGCUCCAACGAAUUCAAGGUUAUUUCCGGGUUCUAUACGGACAAGUACCAGAAGAACCUCUUGUGGUUCUGGGUGGAUGUCAAGUUCGAGGGCCAGACGCGCAAGGCCGAGGAGGAGGAGCUCAAUCGUCAGACGCAGCUUGGAGAUGCUUUCGUGAAGAAAGUUCCCCUGGGUUUACGUGGCCGUCCUACCGGCAAGAAUGCUGGUGCCCUCCUUGAGCUAUCCGAUGAUGAUGAUGAUGAUGAUCAGACAUCGGCUACAGCAAGUCCAGCGAGCAAAACGGAGAAUCAUGAUGCUGAGGAUGCUGCUGAUGAUGCUGAGGAUGGUGAGGGUAGUGGGGCUACCCCGUCGCCUAAGCGAAAGCGCAGGGCAUCCAAGGGGCGUAAGUCUGCUAAGCACGGGAAGAAAGACUUCGCAGAAGAGUUGCCAACUGAGGACAUGGAUGGUGUACCAAAGAUCCUCGACGAACUCUUGAAGCAGCAGUCUCGAGUCAACAAGCUCCUGGAGAGAUGCAAGGAGGAAAAGGUGCCGGAGAAGCAGAUGGAACGCCUCGUGGCUGAGGUAUCAAAGAUGUGGACAGUGCUGUCUGGAAGGAAACUGGUGAAGGCAGGGACUAAUGCUGCGCCAAAAGCAGCGCCAAGAGCUGCGCCAAAGGCGAAGGGCAAGGGGGCCCAGUAUGCGAGCGUGGCCUUCUGGUCGAAGCCACAAAUCGCUCGGAAGUCCAUCCGGAAGCUGUGGAUAGAUUACCUUCUGGGCAGCUACUUCGCGAAAUGGACAGGGGUGGCAAAACUGGUUGUUCUAUUGGAUCUGCAGAUAUCUGGCUGCGAACAAUCUGGCGCUGAGAAAUGCUUGCAGCAUUUGUAUGCUGAGUUGAAGAAUUAUGCCAUCGAGAACCAUCUCUACUUGCACAUGAAUGGGCACUGGUUCAAAGGAGCCGACACAACUGUUGUGGUCAAAUACCUGGCCUACAAGUAUGAGCUUCUGCUGCGAGACCUUGAUUUGGGUGAGAACUUUCCCUAUAUCAAGGCAAUCCUUGACUGUUUGAAGGUCAGCAACACAUUCAUGAGCACCCUCUAUCGAAGUGGGCUCUUCCUCAAGAAGAAAGAAUUACAAACGGUUGUAUCCAGUGGGCUUGCAAUGCUGCAGGGAUAUGCAAGAUGCGCGACAAUCGCGUACACCAAAGGCUUUGCAAGGUUCAAGCUGAACCCAAAGUUCCACAUGCUUUGCCAUGUCGUGUUUGAUUUAGAGGCGAAUUUCAGGAAGAGCCAAAGCCCGAUCAAUCCUUUGGCAUACAGCUGCCAGAUGCCAGAGGACUUCAUCAACAGAGUGGCGACGUUGUCACGACAAGUCAGCUCAACCAAGGUGUCGCUUCGAACGAUCGAUUUGUACAAGCUAGCUCUGGCCCGCGCAUGGUGA